AUGCCUGCAUCUCUCAAAGCCUCCAAUAGCUCCAAAUCCCAGGUCUCUGAAUUCAUUCUUCUGGGACUUCCAGGCAUUCACAGCUGGCAGCACUGGCUGUCCUUACCCUUGGCUCCUCUCUACCUCUCAGCAAUUGGAGCAAACAUCCUCAUCAUCAUCACCAUCUGCAAGGACCCUUCUUUGCAGCAGCCCAUGUACCUUUUCCUAGGCAUCCUCUCUGUGGUGGACAUGGGCCUAGCCACCACCAUCAUGCCCAAGAUCCUGGCCAUCCUCUGGUUUGAUGCCAAGGCCAUCAGCCUUCCUGAGUGCUUUGCUCAGAUUUAUGCCAUUCACUGCUUUAUUGGCAUGGAGUCUGGUAUCUUCCUCUGCAUGGCUUUUGACAGAUAUGUGGCUAUUUGUCACCCUCUUCGCUAUCCAUCAAUUGUCACCAAUUCCUUAAUCAUAAAAUCUACCCUGUUCAUGGUGCUUAGGAAUGGCUUGUUUGUCAUUCCUGUGCCUGUACUUGCUGCCCAGCGUAAUUAUUGCUCCAGGAAUGAAAUUGAUCAUUGUCUGUGCUCUAACCUUGGGGUCACAAGCCUGGCUUGUGAUGACAGGAGGCCAAACAGCAUUUGCCAAUUGAUUCUGGCGUGGCUUGGAAUGGGAAGUGAUCUUAGUCUUAUCAUACUGUCAUAUACUUUUAUUCUGCGGUCUGUACUUAGACUGAACUCUGCUGAAGCUGCAUCCAAGGCUCUGAGCACUUGCAGCUCUCAUCUCAUCCUCAUCCUCUUCUUCUACACUACUGUUGUAGUAAUUUCGGUAACUCACCUGGCAGAGAUCCAGGCUCCUUUGGUUCCAGUUCUGCUCAAUGUGCUGCACAACAUCAUCCCUCCAUCCCUAAACCCUAUAGUUUAUGCACUUAGGACUAGAGAACUUAGGGAAGGCUUUCAAAAGGUGCUUUUUUUGAGUUUACAAAAGAAAUAA
This is a messenger RNA of Nycticebus coucang (slow loris), 960 nucleotides long. Its product is annotated as olfactory receptor 56B1. Gene Ontology annotation, cellular component: membrane. Lineage: Eukaryota; Metazoa; Chordata; Mammalia; Primates; Lorisidae. Gene Ontology annotation, molecular function: olfactory receptor activity; G protein-coupled receptor activity. The record is from RefSeq and is a predicted model, not a curated record. The transcript has a single exon. Gene Ontology annotation, biological process: G protein-coupled receptor signaling pathway. The coding region runs from base 1 to 960 and encodes 319 amino acids.